CGCCGCCCGCCUGGGACCGGGCCGCGCCUACCGCCGGGUCCGCGGGGCGGGGUCCCGGGGCAGCACCUGCCCCGCCUCGCAAAGCCGCCUCCGCCAGCGGAGACCCCUCCCUGUCUGGACCCCAGCCCCGCCUCCGGACUCUUAUUACAUCACCUCCUCCUGGGAGCUACCUUGAUUGCCUCACCUCCUUUCUUGAAAACUAGUGUCUCAGCAGAAGUUAACUGAAGCCUCGUGUCAAUGCCCUAAGGGAGUGUCGUCAGGAGGGGCCCAGCCCCUGUGAUGUGGAACACCGCUCUCAUAUUCAUCAGCUCGAGUUGCCUGAGGCCCCGCUGCUCCUCAGACCAUGUUUAACGGGGAGCCGGGUCCAGCCUCAGCCGCAGGCUCCAGGAAUGUGGUUCGGAGCUCCAGCAUCAGUGGCGAAAUAUGCGGAUCCCAGCAGGCGGGGGGUGGGACAGGGGUCACCACUGCCAAGAAGCGGCGCAGCAGCCUUGGGGCCAAGAUGGUGGCCAUCGUGGGCCUGACCCAGUGGAGCAAGAGCACACUCCAGCUCCCCCAGCCUGAAGGGGCGACCAAGAAGCUGCGCAGCAACAUCCGGCGGAGCACGGAGACAGGAAUCGCUGUGGAGAUGCGGAGCCGGGUCACGCGCCAGGGCAGCCGAGAGUCCACGGAUGGGAGCACCAACAGCAACAGCUCCGACGGCACGUUCAUCUUCCCCACCACCCGGCUAGGGGCUGAAAGCCAGUUCAGCGAUUUCCUGGAUGGGCUGGGACCAGCCCAGAUUGUGGGGCGACAGACACUGGCAACGCCACCAAUGGGGGACGUGCACAUUGCCAUCAUGGACCGGAGCGGCCAGCUUGAGGUGGAAGUGAUCGAGGCUCGGGGUCUGACCCCCAAACCUGGCUCCAAAUCUCUCCCAGCUACCUAUAUCAAGGUUUACCUGCUUGAGAACGGGGCCUGCUUGGCCAAGAAGAAAACAAAGGUGGCCAAGAAGACCUGUGACCCCCUAUACCAGCAGGCUCUGCUUUUUGAUGAGGGGCCCCAGGGCAGGGUGCUGCAGGUAAUCGUCUGGGGAGACUACGGCCGCAUGGACCACAAGUGCUUCAUGGGCAUGGCCCAGAUCAUGCUGGAUGAGCUGGACCUGAGUGCCGCCGUCACCGGCUGGUACAAACUCUUCCCCACGUCCUCCGUGGCAGACUCUACGCUCGGAUCCCUCACCAGACGCCUGUCCCAGUCCUCCCUGGAGAGUGCCACCAGCCCCUCGUGCUCCUAAGGACCUCAGGAAGAGGCCGGGAUGCAGUGCGGGAAGGGGUGCCUGCUGGCCCACCACCUCCUCCCCUGUACAUAGUCACGUCUUUCUGGCCCCUUUACCCUGCUGCAUGCCUGUUGGCUACUGGGCCCGUCCCAGCUGGCGGUGGAGACUGUAGUGUGUGUGCGUGUGUGUGUGCGUGCGCGCGCACGUGUUUGUUUGUGUGUGUGUGUGUGUCUGUGUGUCUGUGUGUGACCAUGUUAUAUCCGUUCAUCUGUCCGGGUAUAGUCAGUCUUGGUGACUACGUGGGCUGGAAUCUAUGUCUCUGUGUCUUGUUGAAAAGAAACCCAAAGGCGUCUUGUGUG
Pteropus alecto (black flying fox) is the source of this 1611-nucleotide messenger RNA. RefSeq names its product regulating synaptic membrane exocytosis 3 (gene RIMS3). The transcript has 8 exons. The record is from RefSeq and is a predicted model, not a curated record. Gene Ontology annotation, molecular function: small GTPase binding; transmembrane transporter binding. Gene Ontology annotation, biological process: positive regulation of synaptic transmission; regulation of membrane potential; regulation of synaptic plasticity. Lineage: Eukaryota; Metazoa; Chordata; Mammalia; Chiroptera; Pteropodidae. Gene Ontology annotation, cellular component: cytoskeleton of presynaptic active zone; presynaptic membrane. The coding region runs from base 344 to 1270 and encodes 308 amino acids.